Messenger RNA from Lethenteron reissneri (Far Eastern brook lamprey), 965 nucleotides. RefSeq names its product huntingtin interacting protein K (gene HYPK). Gene Ontology annotation, biological process: protein stabilization; negative regulation of apoptotic process. NCBI's taxonomy places the organism in Eukaryota, Metazoa, Chordata, Hyperoartia, Petromyzontiformes, Petromyzontidae. The record is from RefSeq and is a predicted model, not a curated record.
GUCACCGAGUCCUUUCUCGGCACGAGCUCGAUGGGCAGCAUGGCGGAGGGCGAGGCGGACCUGGAGUUGGACGCGGAGGAGAACUGUCACGACGAGAAGCCCGCGGAGAAGCCCCGCAAGCAUGACAGCGGCGCGGCGGACCUCGAGAAGGUCACCGACUACGCCGAGGACAAGGAGAUCUCGGCGUCCAGCCUCGAGAGCGCCAUGUCAGUGAUCGGUGACAGGCGAUCCAAGGAACAGACCGCCAAGCAACAGAGAGAGAAUGAACUUGCCAAGGUUACCAUCAGGAAAGAAGAUGUAGAAUUAAUCAUGAACGAAAUGGAGAUUGGGCGGACUGCGGCUGAGAGGAGUUUACGUGAGCACAUGGGUAAUGUGGUGGAGGCGCUUGUUGCCCUGACCAACUGAAGACCUGGACCAGACAGCUUUGCUGCUGAAGCUGGCCCCACCGCCACCGCCGCCGCCACUCCGCGCCAAGUUUUUACUGCUGCGAUACCAACGAUUGACUUCUGCCUGAACAAAACGAUGCACAACUCUGCGGCUUACACGUGUCCUCUGAAUUAUAAUAAUAAAAGUGUUUUGUACACAACGUGAGGAUAUUUCAGUCUGCCGACGUUUUACUUUUUUCAAGUGUGAAACGCCGAUCUCCUUGGUGUCUAGAAAGUCAACAUGAGAGCUAUUCGCUGUAUCCAUGCAAAAAGCAAUUCAGGUGGCUUGCCGCUUAAUGAGUUCAAUGCAAGUAAAAGUUUGAGGAAGCUUUCAUGCAAGGUAACUCAGCACUUAUGUAUAUGGUUAAAUAAUUGAUUCAAAUCAAUCCUUGCGCUCCCGAUACAAAUGGAAUUUUGAGUGCAAGAUUAAAUUACUGUACUUGCUAUUCUAAUUUAUAAAUUAUAUGCUCAUGUUAUGACUGCAAAAGAGAUGACAACUGUUCAAGUGAGAAUACAACAUGGUCAAAAAUGAUGGCUGAA